AUGGAGUUGGGAUUCGAUUUCACAAAUGAGUUAGGGGUUAAAGUUGCUAUGAAGACUGAUAUCCAUCCGAGCUCCCCUACCGUCGCUGGUGAGUGUUUCGUCUUACAAAGACGUAGUUGUUGUUGUUGUUCUAAGAGAAAAGCAGCAUCGAUGUUGUUUUCAUUGUUUCUUUUCUGCUGUUGUUUUUUUGCUUUGUUUUUUGGUUUGUAUUUUUUAUCCAAGAGUAAUUAAAACGAUAAGUUUAUACCACGAAACUUUCACUGACCCAUUGCAAUUGCCGAACCGGACACCAGAUCAACUUCUAGGACUACAGCUGUUAUAUCGUAAGCAAAACGAUCUCUAUGCACGGAAAGAAGAGUCCAUGCUUAGCACGCUCAACACCUCUUUUACUUAGAGAUGACUUUAGGUGUAAACGUGUAGUACUUUUCAUCUUCCGCACUGAAUUUGUAAUUAGAUAACUUAUGCGGCUAGCAAGCAGCUCUUUUAGGGGCGGUACCUUGGGUACGCCAUUUCUUCUCCGGAUUUUGUGUUUAUUCUGCUGUUAAGCAACAGCCUUCAAGGACUCUUUUCUCUUAAGAUAUUUCUUCAAGUAUGAUUUUAAUUAUGUGAGUAAGUUUAUUACAAUUUUUUACAUUGUCAAUCUUGCUUUUGUUUAACCCGAACUUGACCGUAAGACCAAGAGAUUUAAGUUAGAAAGACAUUUCGUAAAGUGUGAAAAUCACGAAGGUAUCUACUUAGUAUGCGAACUCCGCUCUGCGUAGCUUAGCGUGAUUCGCUAGUUAAGUGUAAAAGCAUGACGAAGGUUAGAGAUUGAGAGCUAAGUAAAUGUCACCUUUAUAAGCGGUGACCCACACUUUCAGAGAGAGACUGAGCUAGUCCCCAUUGUAAUAACUUGCGUAAUAAAAGAGAGAAUAAAAGAAAUAGUCAACUGAACGACGAGUGUUAGGAAAUUAUUUCUAACACAAUACAAAAUAGGUUUGAGUCCAGUCAGGGCGGGUGUGGUGUUCCAGUCAUACCAGAAUUGAUACAACGUAAAAAACCUUUUUCUUUUAAACUUAGGUUUUAACGAGUGCGCCGAUUCAACUCAAAACAAUUGUCAUCAGCAUGCCAGUUGCAAUGAUUUACCCGAAGGUUUUUCGUGUAAAUGCAAGGCCGGCUUCAAAGACAUCGGGAAUACACCGGGAGUACAGUGUGAAGGUAAUCUUUGUAUUAUCAACUUUGAUUGAUGAAGACCGCUUUUCGAAUGAGUGUCGAAAUCCAAAACCAAAAUAAUAACAAUGGCCAAUCAGAGCGAAGCAGAAUGACAUUAAAAGCCAAUCAGAACUCAAAGUAAAUAUAAGCAACAGCCUGAAGCGCGGGAAAAGGCAAGCAGAAAAGUGGUGAUUGGUUUUAGCUUUGGCGCGAGUUUACUUAGCCAAUCAGAAAGCAAAAUCACCAGGCAAAACUAGUACAAUCAAGGUAUACUUUCAACACUCAGUUUAGAAUUACUCAAAUGGUAGUGGGUAAGAGAAGAAUAAUUUGUCGCAUCAAAGCUUACUUUCUCUCAGUGGACUGAUAGCGUAAUAACAAUAACGUUGAAUCUAUUGACUGUUUAUGUAGCCCACCUCUUUUCUGGAGAUUUUAAAACAGCUAGAAUCAUUAUCAAAAUAGAUUGAGCUACAUUGCAAUACGCAACUUCCGUCUUUUGGACAAGUGCGGGUGUAACAUUUGUCAACUGAACUCUUCAAAAUUCCUCGGGGACAUAAUGGAGGUUUAAAUGAAACUAACGACGUUACCAGGAUCUUUUGUCGUGUUGCUGAACCCUUUUGGCCAACCUUAAAACCUUUAAAGUGCACUCUGUUACUUACUGAUCAUUGUCUUAUCACGGCCAAACUUUAUCAAGGAGUAAAGUUUCUAACUGGAGUGCACGUUUUGUCUUUUUCUCCCAAGAUGUGGAUGAAUGUAGCACCGGAAAUAAUAAUUGUGACAACGAUGCUGCCUGUGUUAAUGCAGCAGGGACAUACUCUUGUAACUGCGGCUCCGGGUUUACUUGGGAAGCAAAAUUAAUGAAAUGCAAAGGUAACUAAUCAAAUAUUAAAGUAAAUAAAAUAUUUUGGUUGUAUUAACCCUUUUCACCCUAAAAUUGGUAUUCAUAUUCUCCAAAGUGUUCUUUUUACAUUUCUUGUGGUACUGACAAGGAUGAUUUGUUUGAAAAAUCAGGAGCUUCUUAAAUUGGUGAUAAUUUCCUUUACUCUCAUGACCUCUGUAUUUGAUUCAAAGGUGAUACUGCAAGUAGAAAUUAAAAGCUAGUCUCUCUUAGGGGUUGAAAAGUAAAGGGUAACAAGUUGCAUCGGAUAGACAUCUUAGCUUAUUUUUUUCUAUGGGUCUUACGUUUUGUCGAGGGAACCUCAGAAAUUCCUCUAUGAACCUACAAUCCAGAGGAAUGUUUUUUGGGACACCAACUACCUCCCCAGCUCCAUCUCAAUUUGGAUGUGGCAAGGUGGCUUUGGAGAGGGGCGAAAGAAUAUCAUGAGUUUUUGAAGAAGCGUCCUGGCCAAUUAUGUCUCAGAAUUAGGAAUUAUUAGACUUAUCUCUUGGUAGAUAAGCUACGAGUUAUCACGUGCCAAGCAUUAGCGGUGUCUAACAGGGUGUUUACGGUAAACAAACAAUAUUUUCUUCAAUCACUGCGAUAUAUUUUCUUUCAGUUACUUGUAAACUUCGGUGAGAAGUUCACAAGUUUUGCAGUAGAUGUGCUCGUGAACGAAAGCCUUUUUUGUCACUUUUCUUGAGGGCUCAUCAAGGAUCAAAGGAAGAGUGCAUAAAACAACAGUUCGUUUGUGGCGUGUUUGCUGUUUUCCAUUGCCGCAAACGAUAUAUGAUUAUUGAGCCCGGUUGGAAGAAAACCUCUCACACGAAUGAUUAAGAUAGAUGGCAAGUCCUCCACCCGCCGAAAUUCUCUCCAAUUGUUUUAGUUCUCCAUGCUAACUCUCCACCGAAGAAAACAGGGUAAUUUAGUAUAGUCAACUGAGUUGGUAACGUAAAUUGGCUACCGGUGGCCAAUUUACGUUACCAACUAAGUUGACACUACUAUUUAAAUUAUCCUGUCACGCUCUCCUACCGACGCAUCCGCACAAUUUCUUUAGAAAUUUGCCCCGUUUCUCCACCGAAUUGUCUCAACAAUACUUCGCCUUUUCAUUACUUUAUCAGAUGUCAACGAGUGUAGCAUGAAUACCGAUGACUGCCAUAACCUGGCCACCUGUUCUAACAAGGAAGGUGGAUACGAUUGCAACUGUAAAGCCGGAUACACAGGCAGUGGCGUUUCUUGUUCAGGUAGCAAGCAAACAUCUCUUUUAUGACAUUCCUGUCAAUUUCAAAUGAUGCUAGCUUAUUCCGCAAAAACAAACAUCAGCAAUAGCAACUAAAUGAACAACAUUUAAACACCAACAAGAACACCCAAAGGGAGAAUAAAGCGAAUAAAAUGCUCUUAAUCUGCAUGAUAGAGAGAUUUUUAACUUAUUUUCGGAAGUUAUGUGGAAUUGCUUCGGUUUUACUCAAUUUUGCGCCUUGAUUGGUCUACAAAACCCGGGCCACUCUCUCAACCAAUCAGAUGCAAAAUUAAAUCCAAGCACGAUUUGGUUGCCCGCGUUUUCCCGCGCUUCAGGCGGUUUGGUUGUUUUUACUUUAAGUUCUCAUUGGCUCUUCAGAAUCUAUUCCUCUCUUCUAAUUGGCCUUUGUAAUUACUUCGUUUUUGUUUUUACGACACCCAAUCGAAAGGCGCUGCUUUCUUGAAAAUAAUGGGUUCUUUUUCCCUUCUCAGAUGAAGACGAGUGUAGCACGGGAUCGCAUCAAUGUACUGGUGGCAGUCAAUGUAUUAAUAACCAAGGUAGCUACACUUGUCAGUGUGCGUCAGGACUUAAGUGGAACGCCAACAAGUUAAAAUGUCAAGGUAAACAUUCAUGUUUCAGGCAUCUUUAUCACAUUUUCUAUUAUUAAAAGUUUUGACUAAAAUGUCUGGAAACUUUAAGUUCCCCGUUAUGUCCCCUUAUUCUCUUAUGCUUAAACCCUUAUCAGCUAUGAUCGGAUGAUGAGAAAUGUGUUUGCAUCCUUUGAAGAAACCACUUAUUCCGCGCAAAGUACUAGUGUGGAAAUUGGAGGAUUUUUGUUGUAUUUCGAUAUAAUUCACUUCACGCCCCCAAAAGAGGCUGUAAUAUUCUUCAAUCUUCUAUAGUUACCCCUCUAUACUCUGUUGACGUUCUCUCUGAAAGCUAUGUGAUCCCCCCAAAAUUCUCCACCCCCUCCCCUCCCUGGCGAUUAAUAAUGACCGCUUCCUAAGCAGCAUAUUAUGGUCUUUGCUGAGCUUUCAUUUAAGCGUGUAGAAACAUGCAAAUGUCCCUAAAGUAAUCUAGUCUGGGUUAGAAUUCUACCAUGAUAUGCAUUACGUUAGUUAAUUUGCAGUUCUCUACGGGUAAAAAUAUGAUUUCUAAGAGUUUUCAUUGUUUCUGCAGAUGUUGACGAAUGCAAAGAAAAGACAGAUGAUUGUAACAUAUUGACUAAAUGCGUCAAUAAUGAAGGCUCCUAUGAAUGUCAGUGUAUUGCAGGAUACACUGGCAGUGGCAAUUCUUGUUCAGGUAACAGUGACUUAAACUAGCUCGUGGUUAUUGGAAUAUCACCCAUGGCCACUGUCUUUGCUUAAAAUAAAAAGUGAGAGCGUGAGAACUCGGAAAUCGUGAUAAAACGAUGUUUUUUUUGUCUUGUCACAUCGUGGGAAGAUUUGGAAGCUGAAGGUUUGGGGUUCGAUUCCUUGUGGCGAGUCGGGAGGUUUUUCUAUGUCCCUGCUCGUCGCAAAACGGAAAAACAACAGUUCUUAAAAAAGAUAUAUAACUUAUUAACAUCCGAAGCUGGAAACUUAUGCUUUAAAUUCUAAACCGAAUUUUUCAUUUGGACGAUCUGUUUAAACAAAUCUCCCCUGGGUAUCGAAAGCAAUCCGAAGAUCGUUUGGGUUUUACUUCACCAUGCUCUGAGAUUGUUCAAGGAAACUCGCACCGCCCAUUACUCUAAUAAAAACCAAAACUAACCGUACCUUAGUCGCUCGUGUUUACUCGUGUUUCUGGCGGUUAACAGGAAAUGGCCCAUUGUUCCCGAUCAAAUUUCUUAUUACCCUUAAUUACACUUAUGCACCAUUUUCCUACUGUUGACCAGUACCGUAAGGGAGUUGACUCGGAAGUUAUUGAAGUCGAUCAGAAGAAUAUAAGCAGUUUAUAUUCUCUUGAGUCGUUCAUUAAUAUUCGGAAAUUGUCGGCGGUCGAGAAAAAUUGUCGUGGGGAGUGGGGAGCGUAAAAAUGCGUGUCAGCAUAUUGUGUACAAGACGGGUAUCCAGGGGGAUCUGCUCGAGCUUAUUCAUAUAGAAGCUUCUUGUGAGAUUUUCCUCUUUUCUGAUCGGUGUUUCUGCUUAGUAAUUAAGUUUUGGUUCAUCGUAGCCUGAUCAAGAAGCGCUAUAAAGACUUCUUGUGACGCAGAAAGCAGUUUUUGAGCCUUACAUUUCUUUUCUCCCUACAGGAAUGUGAAUGACGCACUGAAAAAAGAAAUCACAUUCUCUUUCCAUAAUACUUAUUCUAUGUGAUGCCAUUUUAAGCUAACGAUAUUAAUUAUCAGUGAAAGUAGGCUUAUAUAUAUGGUUUGUUUGUUGACUUUUACAAUCAUUAACUUAUUCCUGACUAGACUUGAAUGAGUGUGCCUCGCCAUCGUCUCACACCUGCAGCAGUAAUGGAGCCUGUAUCAAUGUGGAAGGGACGUACGAAUGUGAAUGUGAGCCUGGGUACAAGUGGAAAGCAAGCGCAAUGCGUUGUCAAGGUUAGCAUAAAUAUAUGAGGCUGUUGGUUAGUUUCAUUGCGAAUGUAACGGUUACUUUUCAGUUGUGCAAUUACGCGAGGGUCGUUAAAUAGUUGAGGGAAUGAUUUAACAAAGAGCAAGUGAAUGAAUUAGUUAUCAGUCGAUGGAUCAAAAUUAAAAAGAGGAAAGAGGGAGUUAAGGAAAUUGGCAAGGAAGAUUUAAGAGGAAAACAAAGAUAGGAGAGAAUUUUAUUGCCUUCACUUUUAUUUAUUAAAGGAUGUAGGCCAAAGUGAUUUCUUUUAGCUUUGAAAUCCGACCAUUCUACUUGUGCUUACGUUUUCACUCACUCAUUUUUUUUGCCAGAUGUUGACGAGUGCCGCCAAGAGACAGAUAACUGCUCCCCAUUAGCUACCUGCACUAAUAAAAUUGGCUCAUUCGAAUGUGAGUGCAUCACAGGAUUCACCGGCGAUGGCGUCCACUGUGCAGGUAACGUUUGAACGAGCCCGAUCACUAAUACAAAUGAAGAACCAGCCAAUUUUCCCUCGCAGACUAUAUUCUAUAUAAAUUCUAUAUAUUUCGUUAUGAAAAAAGAUGAAAAACAAAUCGGAACCGCUAGAUCGCUAUGCAAUGGCGUGAGAUACAUGUUGAUUUUUGUGUAAGCUUUCAGUGCCAUUAAAUUUAAUUUAAAAUAUUUUACCCAUGCAAAGUACAAUUCUGGCAGUUCUUUCAAUCUCUCCUUUCAAAUGCUUUGAAAUGUUUGUUUGUACUCCAGGGCCAGGCGGCUCCUCAUGUUCCGUCGAAGCGGAUGUGGCCUUUGUGCUGCAUAGUGUCAGUCCUGGAGAAGUAUUUGCUCAACUUAAGAUGUUCUUGAAGCUGGCAGCGGCUAAAUUCACUAUAUCACUGGGAAAUCGUUUGGGUGUCUCUCUCUAUGGAAACACUGUUUCACAUCAAGUCUCUUUGGACGUCUCGAAAGAUAAUAAACGUUUUAUAAGUGCCGUGGAUUCCCUUACACCAUUGGUCGGAGGGAAUCGUCUGGACCUCGCUAUAUACGAUACAUUUAACAGUCACUUUAACCACUUUAACACCAUAUCCUCCAAUGCUAAAGUGAUGGUGUUAGUUGUCAGCGAUAACGUGAACCGUCCAACCGUUCAUUGUCCUUCGUAUAUUCAACCUUAUGAGUUAGCGAAACGAAUGUAUCAAGCAGGCGUCAGAGUUAUGGUGGCUGCUGUGGCUGUGAACAUAAGCGAGGACUAUAAAGAAUUCGUCGAGAGUGACAACGAGAUUUGGUAUUUUGAUGAUUACGAAAAGCUUGUUUCUACAGCUGGAGAUUUCGCGAUUGCUGUCUGCCAAACUGCUGGUAAACUAUAGCAGUAAAUCAUUUUUUUACUCUUUUCCAUAGACUAAUGUGGAUGAAAAAAAUCUCUACAAAAGAAAACUUAUUUUUAACAAGACUCGGCCAGUGUUUUCUGUUGGAAAAUUCGUCAGCUUCCAGUUUGAAGGCCAUGAAUCGCAUGUCAUGCUUAAUAUAAACGAAAUGCGUAUUGAAUAUGCAUAACACUUUAUCAUUUCUUUUCGCUAAGCUUAUAUUACUUUAAUUCACGAAGCGCGUUUUACCUCUUUUAGCACCACCAUUUUUUAAUUCUUUGUCAUUCGUGACUGUGCGCUGAAUUGUCUUCAAAUUUUUUCAUGUUCUCCAGUCCCUGAACUCUUCCUUCCGCAAUAGAGAGUUUAUAGCGCGCGGACGGGAGAUUGUAAGGACUGCAAAAUUGUUUUUCUAACCAUUCGAUUUUUUAAAUUUGAUCUCGUUUUUGGCUUACUUUGAAUUCAGUUCAUUCUGGUAGUCCACCAUAUUGUUCAGCGGAAGGUGAUUAUUGUCAAGAAAACGGGGAGUGUCAGGAGUCAGGAGGUGUCUACGAUUGCAAAAAGUGUAAACCGGGCUACAAGUUAAAUGGAGACCGCUGUGAUGGUGAGAAUAGGACCUUUAUUUAAAUAGAAAACGGAACCUAAUAAAACUGAACAGUCGCAUGCUCUUACCCAACAAUGACUGGCCAAUUAUCAACGACAGUGCCACUUUUGUAUUUCCCUUCAUAGCGCAUAUUGUCUAGUGAUCAUACCAAAAUUGUGAGAUCGAUUGAUUUAUCCAUUUCUGACCACUGAUGAUCCGUAAAGGUGGUGAAGUAGGGGAAAGAGUGGUGUGGGGGAAAAAGCGGUAGGGUAGGGUGGGGUAGGGUGGACUUCAAUUUCCUCUCCCCCGCCCCUCCGACGGAAAUUUUUACGUAUUUAACGGAGGUACAGCUCGCUCUUGUUUCGUUAAACAGAUUAUCGCAAGCUUGGCAAAAGACUCAGUCUUGCGAUCGUUUUGUCAGGACCGCUCUUAGCGAAAUAAUGUGUUUUGAGACUUUUUUCGGAACGACAGCCAACUUAAGCUCUUUGUCUCACGUUUCUGCAGAUAGUGAAGAGCAGUUGCCUUUUAUCAGCGAUAUACUUCAAAUGAUCAUUUUAUUAGUUUUGCCAUUUUAGAACUUUUAACCUUUGGUCUUAAAGCAAUCGUCGCUCUACUGACCUGAGACGGACUCUCCAAACGUUACCAUCUAGAAUAAGUUAAGUUGUGGAGGAGGCGACCAACAACCUGCUUGCCUUUUUGUCUCUCAGAUGUCAACGAAUGCGACAGCCCUUCAACAAGGAAUACGUGCAAUAACAACAAUGGCGAUUGUAUAAACACAGUUGGGUCUUACAUUUGCAUUUGUAAGACUGGCUUCAGAAGAGAGGGUUCCUCUUGUACAGUCUUCUUCAGUCCACAGUCUUCUUCUGUACCUUCGGGUAAGUUGGAAGGCGAGAGAGAUUAAGUCAGCGUAAGGUGCUUAUUACCGUUUAAACACCAAUCGCUAUAGCCUAAGGUGCAUACGUUUAGGGUAGUUUUCAAUUUUUGUCGAAACUAAAGAAGGGUUUUUUUGGGAUUUGCUCAACUCCGCUCUGUUAUUGGUCCAGAGGAUGAGCGCCAUCUUCUCAACCAAUCAGAUGCAAAACUUUAACCAAUCGUGAUUUGGUCACUCACGUUUUCCCGCGUUUCAUGCAGUCUGCAUGUUUCAAUUUUGAGUUCUCAUUGGCUAGCGAUGAUAUAGAUCUUUACUACGAUUGGCUUUUGUGAGCGUUUCGUCAGGUUUUUUCCUGACAGUUUAUCGGUACUCAUUUCUACUCCUACUGGAAGAGGCACGGUGAAUACAUGCGUAAUUAUUCAUAGAAGUGAUUUCUGUACUUUUCUUUUCCAGUUGCAGAUAUUUCAGAUAUUAACCAAUCUGUAGCUUUGUCAUCAAACUUUUUGUAAUGAGUAGAGGUGAUUCCUCAGGGAAAAAAACUAUCUUACAAUUUUUUUUUUAAACUUUCCUUAAAUGUUUCCCACCAAUGCCUGUUUCGAAAUACACAAUGAAAAGAUAGUUCACCAUGCGUUUAAGAAAUAUGAUGGGCCAAACGUACCCCAUUUAUGCCUGUACUGGCGCGUCAUUUCAUCACUUCGCGGCGCAUUUUGCAGUUGCUGGAAGCACUAGAUUCUGAAGUUGCACUCGAAACAAACUUGAUAGAUAGAAAUUCUAGAGAGUAUGGAAUAAUUUGAUUUAUACUUUGUGGAAAAAUUACGCAGUUUUAAACGACAUUGAUUGAAAACGUUCCACGAAUUGUUGAUCGUGGCUUCGUGCAUGCUCUUAGCUAUAUCUCUUUUUCCUUCAAUGAUUAAUUUUUCAAAUUUCUCCAAUUUAAAUGGAAUAAUUUGUUAACCAAAAUUGUUCAACAAAAAAUAUAGUGUAUCAUGCUUGUUCGAGAGCUAAAGAUCAUCGUACCUCUUUACCUAGUCAUUGGAUUGAAAAACAAUACGUGUUUUCGGAAUGCACGCGUGCUCAUAUCACUGAUUGCGUGAUUUUUAUGCGAAAUACAGGAUGCGCGGUGCAAAACUAAGGAGCCACCCUAAAGGAGAACCUCUCAUUAAUUAAGACUAUUUAUUGGGUUGUACAUCAAGCAACCUCAGACAGUAUUUGUAUCCAAAGUUUAUCUACAGCUUUUCAUAACCAAGGCUUAUCUGUCAUGCUCACUAUGACAUACGAGUAAAAAGUUAUGUGUUUCAUCUACUAAUUGUAGGUGUUCUGCGAGAAGUUUACACUUCAAUCAUUGGUGAUACUGUGGAAGAACUUUAUCGUCAUGACAAGUUUCCCAACAAACCUGACAUUUCCGAAGUUUUAUCGGAAUUCGACGCCACCUUUAAUGAUACCGAAGGCUACGGUCAGCGGCUUUCCGCUUUUUAUCAGGUAAGUAAUGGAAGCCUGAUUUACUUCAGGUUGCAAAUAGUACCAGGAUUGGCUCAAAAUUUGAUCCAACGUAUCAUUUGACAUUUUCAAACCCAGCAUAAUAAUACUGCCGGUCUUCUGUCAGUCUGACCUCUCGCAAAAUGAGCAAAAUAUUGUAGGUUCUAUCUAUAAUCUGGUAGCGCAAGUGUAUGAUAUAACGUAUCAUUUGACAUUUGCAAACCCAACUUAAUACUAUUGCCAGUCUCCUGUCUGUCUACCCUCUCGCAAUAUGAGCAAAGAGUUGUAAGUUCUACCCAUAAUGUACUGAUGCAAUUAUAUGAUAUAACGUAUCAUUUGACAUUUGCAAACCCAACUAAUUCCGUUAGAGACAUUCGCGGUCAGUCUUAGGCUUCCGGUUAUCUGAAUGUCUGCCUUUCUGUAAUUAAAAUGAGCAUCUAGGUUCUACCCAAAAUAUGACUGCUCAAGCAUAUGAUGUAAUGUGUUAUUUGACGCUUUGCAAACCAAACCAGUUGCACAGAAGACAUUUGCUGUCACUUCAAGUUUUCUGUCUGUCUGUCUGUCUGCAAAAUCUCCAAAUCUUGCGGAUGAUUCAGAAAGAUGAGAACGCUAAACGUAAUGCGAUAACACAACUCUAGUUAAAGCCAUUAAAACAUUUUGUUAUCACUCUCAUUUUUAAUCUUUCGUUUGAAGUCCACCAUCAAGCCGGCUUGAAAUCAUUCCAUAGACGCCAGUAGUGUUAUGUAUUAUGACUGUAAGAAUAAGGUUCUAGAAAUUCCUAAGAUGCCUUGUCACGCUGACAUGCAUACACGAACUUUCUAUUGUCAGACCAUGGUACUUUGUGGAAAAUUCUGUAAGGUUAUGUAUUUAUGAUGCAAUACUACCUAAAUAGCUGUGUUUCGAAUUAUACCGUAACACUUAGCAAAUGAUAGAAACUCUGCCCUCCAACUCCACUGGACCAUGGACAGCUAUGAAUUUUCCUUCAUGUUUGCUUUCAGCCUCCAGAAACAGGAUCUUAUGUCUUUACAUUGUCGUGUGAAAGUUCGUGCGAAUUAUGGCUUAGUGGCGAUGACACAGAGGCGAACUUGACCAGGGUGGUAAAACUGGAACCUUGGGAAUCAACGGAGUAUCAACAGUGGAAAAAGUAUUAUUUUCAUUAAGAUCUUUCUUUACUUUCUAAGACUCGUAAGGGACUAGUAAUUUUUUAUAGCUGGGGGAGAGGAAUUUUCUCUUGAGAAAAUUGAGUUCCUCUUAGCUGCCAAUGAGGGGGAUCAAAAUAAUGUUACAAAAGCUUACAGGGGGUUAGGUAAAAAUUUGUCCUAACAUAACCGAAAUUCUCCAGCACCCCCUCCCCCCGGUGAUAAAUAGCGACUGGUCUCUAAUAUGUGUAUUAUACUAUGCUGGUUACCCGUAGAUUUGCAAAUAGUUCAUAUGUAGUUUAUAUUUAGCCUUAUACAGGCUAACAACUACAACUGCAAAACUGUCAGCAAAAAAGAUCAAUUGGAGUGAGAAAAAUCCUCUUUUUUUCUUUAUUUAUUGUAUGAUUCAAUGAAUCAAAUUAAUAUAUCGCACUGCGUAAGUUAUAUUACUUUUGAGAAGCGUGAAAAGAGGUCGAGGAGGCGAAGAAGGGGUUGACAAAUUUAGAUGAAAGGUUUUAAAGCAAAAUGAACGCCAUAUUUUCCGUAAUGGAAUCGUUUUACUUUGCCAGCAUGUUCAAGAAAAAUAAGCUCCUGUACUGUAUGUUCUUAGCGCCUCCACCAGCUGUUGAUCUGUUCUAAACUGAUUUAAAUCUGUUUUAGAUAUCCUGCCAAACAAAAUUCUGGAACUUUCCAAUUGUCUGGAGGUUCUUCAUAUUUAAUCAGAGCACAAAUGAAAGCUGGUGCUGGAGUUGGGUCCGGUCACAUAUCCGUAAGUGUGCAAAAACCUUCUGGAGGCAAUCAGAGUCAUCUGUUAUCCAAGCACGCGCUUGUCUGUGAGUAGACAUCAUGCUUUUAAUUACCUUGGUCAUCAUCAUGUAGAUGGAUUCUCCUUCUUCCCCAGGAAUGUAUCAUAGUGAGGACCAUUUCAGGGGCACGGGGAAGCUUUCCACUAGGGUGGUACUUCAAAAACUUAUGCCUUGUUGUCUGAAUGUUUCUUUUACAGAUUUUACGGAAUGAGAUGAAGUCUUGAUCCAUAGCUUCAUCUCCUCCGCCCCAACCCCCCUACAAAAAAAAAAAGGAACACGGUUAAGGUCAAGCUAUAUUGAUCAACAAAGCGUGGUCAAUAUCAGAUUUGUUUAUGAAGGGGUACUCUUCCUGGAAGUUUACCUCGACUUAGUUUAUUCUAACAAGUUUUCUGGCUUGUGUCGAGGGAUGAUCAUCUGGGCGACUGUCAACGUACUCUCAGUUGCUUGUGUUCCCUGAUUGUUUUGAGCAAUGUCGAAAGUUCUAACCAUGUUUGUUGAGUUCUUAAUUGCACAAGGCUAUAUGAUCGCUAUGCUACUUUCCUUUUCAGACAAAGACCUAUGUGCUGUUGUACUAGCGUGCCAGUCGAAUUCAGAGUGCUUAAACCAACGGGGAUCUUCUACUUGUAUCUGCGUUCCUGGGUUUCAAGAAGAUAACUCUUCAUGUCAUGGUAGGAACGUGUAUACGCUACUAAAUUUGACCAGUCUCUUUAAGAACUUAUUGUGUCGGUUUUAUAACCAGAUCAGUAAGUUGAAUUCUCAAAGAUAUAAAAGUUCAAUAAUUGGAACAAAAUACAGAGGGUCCAAUGAUGGUAUCCUUAGACCCUAUAAAUGAUACCCAAGCGAAGAUUUUCAUGACUCAGCAAUUGAUAGAAUCUUCACUGAGAAAAAUAUGUGCCAACAUACUCAUUUGAAAGUCAGACCUUUCAAUCCGAAAAAAACUAAAUCUAAGCUAUUAAGGAUUCUUUUCUGCCAUCGUUUUCCUUUUUGCAUCUAUUUAUUGUUUUGUUAUAUAUUUGUUGUCACCACUAUUUUGAAACUGCUUUUCUUUCCACAGCUCCCCAGCAAUGCCCGGUGGUCAUAGAUUUAGUGUUCCUUUUGGACGCUUCAUCAAAUGUGUUAUCACUAGAAAACUUCGAGAGACAAAAACUAUUUAUACAACAGAUCAUCAGUAGAUUUAAUGUCACAAAUUCAAGUCGUGUUAGUAUCAUUCCAUACAGCGAUAUACCACACGAAGCAAAAAUUUUAUCAACACGGAAUAAAUCAGUUGGAGAGUUUGCCGAAGACGUUCGUGAUCUUCAGUUACUCAUGGGAGGCUGCAGUCGUCAUGAUUUGGCUCUGAACAUGUCGCACAGCUAUUUAAUGAAUUCGGGAGGGCCUAGCAGUGGCCAGAAAGUCGUGGUACUGAUGACCACAGCUAAACAACCGCAGCAUCCUCAGUUGACACCUGGGUAUCAACGGAUCCAAACCACUACCGCGCGACUUAAGGAUGCCGGGGUGCUUACUUUCGCUAUCGGAUUUGGAGACGGUGUUCAAGAGGGUGAUCUCAAGAGCAUCGCAACGGAGCAAUCAAUGAUCUUUUUUUUUGAAGGCUUUGAUAACGUCACAGAGAACGCCAUGGUUGUUUACAAGAGCCUAUGCAAAGCCUCUGGUGAGAAAGUCCUUAUCUUUUGUCAUAGAAUCACAAAGACUGAUCUAUCUGGCUUUUUCACACUUCUUAUUAGCUCCAAUGAUGUUUUUUAAGGCAAACUAUAUAUGGUAGAGCUCGGUGGUAAAGUAUCAGAGCGCGGAAUCCGAAGGUCUGAGGUUCGAUUCCUCAUGGGGAACUUGGGAGUUUUUCUUCUCAUAAUAUUUAUUCUGCUCUGCUUCAACGUAUUGAGCACUGUUCCACGCGAAAAUCGACUUGCAGACUUCCUAUAUAUAUAUAUAUAUAUAUAUAUAUAUAUAUAUAUAUAUAUAUAUAUUUUACGUUCUAUACCAUCGCUCACACCGAUCGCUUGCUAUGACAAAUCGAUGUAGCUCUAUUCACCUUAUUGUGAUCAAUCUACACAUUGUUUGAUUUUUCCUUUCGACCUGUGAAGUUCUCAUAGCAAUCUUAGGCUUUCGUAUACUCUUAAAUUGUGAUCUUAAUACUACUUACUCAAAUCUUACCCAUUUUGCCGAAUCAAAUAUUUACUUUUCUGGUGAGAACGUUUAGCAUGGGCGACAAGCCACCACACCACUGACUUGCGAAAAUUUUCUUUUCAGCCAAAGCCCUUGUCGUGAACAUCUGCCCUUUGUAUGCCGAGGUGACGCAAUGCCAGGAUCACGCCAGCUGUAUCAAUUCGACAAACACCUAUCAGUGUGUCUGUGACCUGGGAUAUAUACCCAAUGGAAACCUCUGCUUUGGUGAUUAUACAGUUUGCUUUUUGUAGUGACGUAAUCCUUGAAUGUAGCUUCCCAUUUUGGGCUUCAACUUUACAAGAUAAAGACACUUACGAAAAAUAAUGUUCUGUUCUUUGUUCAGUCAGAUCUAAUCUUUUCGGAAAAAAUUUAAAAGGACAUGCUAUGUUUCUGCAACUGUCUUUGUAUAUCACAGCUGUGCCAACUUUGUUGUUCGCGAAGAGUGAAGUUGAGCGUAGGGCGGUGGGGUAACUUGUGGCAACAUGAGACGAAUACUUCCAGGGCCAAAUUAAUACCAGUCUUAGAUUUGAAGAUUUUCUGCUCUGCACUUACUUGAUUGAGACGUUCAUUUCUCCAUUUCCAUUUGGUUGUCUUAUUUACAAGGAUGGAAAUACAAUUUUUAUCUUUACUAUUGUUUUUGUCGAGCCAGUAGCUCUCAGUUUUUCUCAAAGACAUGCUUUUCUUAAAGUGUCUCUCGAAUCGUUCUAUAUGGACACGAUAAUAUCUUGAUUUUGGCAAUUUUAGAGGCAUAAUUUCGUUACCGAGCCAUUUUUCAGUAUUUUUUCUUUCGUAAGAGUUUCAAACUUAUGAGUCCACUUGUUUAAAUUGACUAAUUUGAUUCGAAGCACUGUUUCUGAUCACACGGCUGGGAUUCUUUAAAGAUUGCUCAAUGCACAGCAUUCUAUAGAUAUAGUUUGUCUUUUAAGUCUUCAUGGAGAUCACAAAAUUUCUGCCAAAACUUUCCUUCCAUGGAGAGAGUUAAAGGAAUGAUCAUUAAUUUUAAAUUUUGCAGACUUAGAUGAAUGUUCCAAUGAGUCCCAUGAAUGCGUCGAAAUUGCGACUUGCAUGAACACGGAGGGGAGCUAUUGGUGUAAAUGCCCAGCUGGUUACGUCACAAACGGAACAAACUGCGAUGGUUUGUUAUUAUUCUAAUUUACUUGCUUUCCGUUCUUAUUGCACGCGCAAUACGCGCCGUACAUGCGUACUGUUUUUACCAACAACAAGCAACUUUUAUAGGUACUCUCGUUUGUCUUUUCCUUUUUUUUUCAUCAAACAUAGAUGUUGAUGAGUGCUCGUCAAAUACUCACAAAUGUCACAGAAGCGCAAAUUGUAUAAAUACAGUUGGGUCGUACAACUGCUCCUGUAAGCCUGGUUUUACUGGAAAUGGCCGACAAGAUUGCAACGGUAAAUAUACUUACUAUUGGUCAAGGCAAUGCCACUUUUUAACAGUUUACGUUAAAAGAAGAGAUCUAUCAAUGCAAACCCAAUCAUUGCAAUUACCUUUGAAUAAUAUUAACAAUAUAUCCGAGUGUAAGCAGCUUUAUUACAUGGCAUGGUUGUCCUUGGGUAAAUCCGAGCGUUUUGAUUGGUUUUUACUCCGUCCGGUUCUUUUUUUUUUUGUUAGGGGCCCUUUCUAAGGAAACGGUCUAAAGCAGUGUAUUUUCGGUCGCGAAGCGGGAGAAUUCAAAUAAACAAGUUUUGUCCAAGCGCCAUGUAAUAAACAACUUACUAAACUCGCUUGCUCGUGCCGUACUAGGGAAUAUUGGCUCUCGAUCGUUUUUAACAGAACGAGCGCAGUGAGGUCCGUACUGCCACGAUCUCGAGCCAAUAUUCCCCCCAUCUUUAGCACGUGAUCACAGAGUGAUAGAGCCCUUACGUAUGCGUGUGCCGUCACGUUGGCAUCGUCAACGAACGAGUUUUGCCGUUCAGUGAAAACGUUAGGUAUAUAUAUGUUCGUUAAGGAAAGGCGAAAGAGGGAACCGCCCUAAUAUGAUAUUUGACCUAUAUCUAUCAACAAGAAGUGAACGAAAUCCGCAAGUAACUAAACACGCAAAGGUUCACAAUUGCCGAAAACAACGCAGUUUCCAAGAUCUUUUCGUAAUUAUAAACCUUUGGCGUGAAAGCCAACGGCAGCCCGAUGGCCUCGACCCAGUACUUUUACGUCGUUAUUGCCGUCGCUGUUGUCAUGCCGUAAGGUCUCUAAUAUCACGUUACACAUAAAACUUAAGGAAGUUAUACUGGUGUAAGUAACGAAAGCCUGUGCCAAACUUGCAGUCAACAGAAACGAGCGAGCGAUGAAAGGAACGAGUGGAAAUGUCAGGGUCAUCCAUUUCCAUGGCAACCAUUACCGUUAAUUGUCGUUCGCCCGCUACUUCACAUGUCUCAGCAGACUGAGUGCCUAGAACAAGCUAGGGGAUAACUUUUCCGUAAUAUUCAAUCAUAGAUAUCGACGAGUGCGAAUUUCUACCAGAUGCCUGCCACAAGGACGCGUACUGUAAAAACCAGAAUGGCUAUCACGAUUGUGCAUGUGUUCCUGGAUACUCUGGUAACGGCACCAGCUGCACUGGUAGGUUUUAAAAUGAGCCUCAUAUAUAGUUAGCAUUAUUACUGCUUUUUGAUAACACUCUGCUCUUAUUCCACUCUUAUAUCCUCUACCUUCCGGUUUUAUAUCCUUUUUUUUCUAGCCGGAGGCUUAAACCGCAGAUGAUAUUAUGACGACAUUGUUUUUCUUUUAUCACAGCUCCAGAAAAAUGCUUAGUUCCAGUGGACAUCAUCUUUGCAAUAGACGCCUCAGGCAGCGUUGGAAGAGAUAACUAUGAAAAGCAAAAGGACUUCAUGAAGAUUUUGGCUAGUCGAUAUGACUUAGAAAAUAGUAGUCGAGUUGCAGCAAUUGUAUUCAGCAAUCACGCCUCUAACGAGAUCCAGUUAGGAGAGAUGAAAACUGCAAUGUCCUUUGCCACCGCUGUGGACAAGAUACCAUAUUUUCAGGCAUUUACACGUAUUGACCUUGCACUCCGUAAGGCCUAUGAUGAGUAUUUCUCGACAAGUUCGAACGAAACACAGAGACUGGUCAUUUUGUUAACUGAUGGGAAACAAACUAGAAAUGACUUUAUGACACCGGCAUAUGUUCCAAUUUUGGAUACUGUGCAGCUCCUCCGCUCUAAGUCUGCUCGAAUUUUUGCCGUUGGAAUCGGUCCCUCGGUAGAUUUGACGGAAAUGAGGAUGGUGACUGAACAACAAGACGAUAUUUUCCUUGCAACUGAAUUCAAUGAUCUGGUUUCGAAGGCGGAUACAAUAGCAAAGACAACGUGUGCCGUCGUUCGUAAGUAUAUUUCGAAGCUUUUCGUGCAAAAGUUUUUGUUUUGCUAUGUCUGUCGAGGGUGUUCAAUACAUUUUAUGCGAGCGAUACGUACAUAGGCUGAUGUUCAGUAAAAAAUAAAUAUUUAAUAUCUUUAAAUCUUUCGGUCGGUCGGUCGGUCGUUCGGUCGUGGAGUCCGUCAGGCACUCAGUGAGUUAGUCAGUGUGUCAGUCACGAAGUCCCUCUGUUCCUAACUUCCUCAGCUGUCUGUCAGUCCGUCGAUCAUAGUGAGUUGGUCAGACAGGCAAUUACACCGGUUGAUCGGUACAUCUAUCAAUUAAUUUAUGGAAUAUAUUUAUACAAUGGUCUCUUUAACCAGUUUGUGCGUCCGAGCUUCAAAAUUUUGUUAAAAACUUUCUUGAGCUGAGUAACUUUUAAAAUCCUCGAUCAUGUAAAUAAAGUUAACCAAUAUUGACAAUGUUGAAGCAGACAAGUCUUCGAGAAGUGCUGGUGUCCAUGUACGUAUAAAAAUACGGAAAAAAGUGAAAGAUACAGCAGCUGCUCCAAAGUAGACUCUUAGAGCUAACUAUUUGUCAGAAAGAUGAGUCACCACGAAAUAUCCACUUUCAGGGUCAGUUAAUUGAUCAUAGUUCUUUUUUAUCUACCAGUCCAGGAACGAGGGGUAACCGUGUGUAGCGCUGAUGUCGACAUUACAAGUUGUCAUUAUGGAGCACACUGCGUCAAUACAAGUAAUAACUUUACCUGCCUCUGCAAAAAUGGUUUUGUUGGGAGAGGUCUUCAAUGCGAUGGUAAGUCACCAGCAAAAGCACGAUUAGAUCUCGAGUAUAUUAUAGUAGAAGGCUUCAACAUUAGAUAAAUCACAUGGCGAUAAGAGUUAGAGCAUUGAAGUGGAGGGGACUUAGUCAGCAGGACUGCUGUUUAUCUCUCUUAGUCCCCUUCCUAUCGGUCAUGGCCACAGGCGCAGGGGAUCUUUUAUAGACCUGCACGAUUUACUGCUAUUUUAAAAUCCUCAGCAAGACGUCGUUUAGCGACAUUCAACGAACGCAGCGUAAAUAGAUGAAAAAUUCGUGCGACUCCAAAAUACCUUAUUUGUUAAACUUUUUCUUUUUUCUACAAUCAUUAUCACUAUCCAGUACGAGACAACAUAUACCCUCGUUCCAUUCUUAGAUAUAGAUGAAUGCGCCGAUGGUUCACAUGACUGCCCUGGCUCUGCUUCCUGUGUAAACACUGCUGGCUCAUAUUACUGCUUAUGCAAACAAAAAGGAUACAGUUAUAAUGGUAGCAUGUGCAUUGGUAAGUCGUGCAUGUCUCGCUAUUGAUUAGUAAAUCUAAAAACACAUAUUGGCACUCAGUUUCGUUAACCUGAUGGUUGUUUAGUCCCAGUUCCCUUUACUCAUUUUCUGUAGAUCUAAUUUAUAUAUAUUGUUGAUUAAUUUGUUUAUGUUAAACCACCGUCAAAGACAUUGGAAGCAAUUAGCAGCUGCGUCCACCUUCCUGGAACUAGCGCCCUCUUGGACCACAAAAUUUAAUAGGCGCAGCGCCAAUUUUAACAUCUUAAGGUCACCCACUAUUUAUUAAUAGUCUCUUUUAGGUAACAUGCAAAUGAAAAUCCCUUCCUUUCUUCUUUUGCCAUCCACAGAUAUUGAUGAGUGUGCCAAAGAUUGGGAUAACUGUAACGAUACACUUACGACAUGCUUCAACCUUCCCGGAUCGUACAAUUGCACCUGUCCCGAGAAGAAUUUUGCUUGGAAUGGACAAAUCUGUGUUGGUAAUGAAUAUCUAAAAGACAGGCAUUUGAUCAUAAUGACGUCAAGAAAGAGGUCAAUGAAAAUGAGAGAAAUAAUCAUUGUUCUUAAACGCUAUUUUCACAGAUAUAGACGAAUGCGCAAAGGCUUUACAUGACUGCAUUGCUCCUGCUAAGUGCGUCAACACAGCGGGAUCCUAUAACUGCUCAUGCGACCAUCCAGGCUCUGUUCAAAAUGGAAGCUCGUGCGUAGGUAAAUACAAGAUCUUGCAGACAGUAUACGCGAAACUCUUUACAAACUACCAAGCACUCAUAUAAGUUUCGGUUAAGUGUGGAGAACAAAAUUUUACCUGGUUUUACUUCACAUAUUAAAAUCAAACGUCAAGGAUUCUAGAUCUGGCCGAGAAAUUCUUUUCUCUUUGCUUCCGAGGAAGGGCCAUCCUACAAAAACCUCGUAAACGUCGAUGUAUUCUGUUCUGGACUGGCGUCUUAUCUACUGAUGAGUCGAAACAAUGGGGACAUUUAAGAUCUAGCAUAUUUUGCUGUUAGGGUGGUUAUUACUCCCUAUAGAUUAAACUGAAUAGUGGUUAAAGAUGAGCUAAAUAAAUCCUUUUAAAAAUUUCUGACCACAUUACACGGCACAAACAUAAUGUAUCAUUUAGGGGAGGACUGGGAGAUCUUAUUACCCUACUAGAGGAAAAUUCGCAUCAUUUUUUCGUGCAACAACAUUCGUUGAAGUUACCAUUGAUCUGAUAAAUCAGACGUAAUGAGGAAGUUCUGAGGAAUAGCUUUCUUUUAUGGCCAUAGAUAUUGAUGAAUGUGCUCAGGAAUUGGAUGUUUGUGAUGACGUGACAACAAAAUGUGUGAACACGCCAGGAUCCUAUAAGUGCCUUUGCCAUCAGGAAAACUAUGCUUGGGAUGGAAAAAGCUGCGUUGGUAAUAAAUUUCUUUUUAAAAUUUGAAGUUAUAAUUUUUAACUCAGUCUGACAUUGGAACAUUUCCUCGACAGAGAAAAAUUCUCUCCCUGCAUGUUCUAAUCACAUGAUCAUGUCAAUCAUAAAAAUGGACGCGUUUCUUUAUAAAUAAAAUGAAAUUGCGAUGAAAGGAAUCUUUAUUUUGACACCAAUGAAUGUAAAUGGUGAGAUUUUACAAUGAUUUCGAUACCAACGGCCCGGUGACGCUUGGAAGUAUAAGGGCUAGAUUUUGUCAAUGAAAGAAUUAAACGCCAAAGAAAAUUAUUACAGUUUCUCGGGUGGACAUGCGAUUUAUGCGCACAUUGAUUUCUUUUGCAUAAAAGCUUAGCUCAACAAUCCUGUUUUAAUAUACGCGUACAAGUGUUGUUCCUUCGCUGGUGCAUUAAGUUUUUUCCCGCCACAAGUCUUUUACGUCGUAAAAAUUACCCAUAUACCUCGUCUAAGAAAAAGCAUUUGGUUAGUUGUUUACUAAAUGUCGUGUAACGAAUCUAAUGUAAAAUGUUGAUAUAACGCUUCUUUUUACGUAAAAGACAAAGACGAGUGCAAGGAUCCCACCAGUUGCUCUGCCAAUUCCAGUUGUACAAACUUAGAUGGGUCUUACGAGUGUACUUGCUCAGCCACAGAGUCUCAUCUCUGUUAUGGUAGGUGAAAAUUUUGUAAGAAUGGAAGUGGAGGUCAAACCGGAAGUCACUUUAUCAAAGAAAUAUUUAUUUAGACCAUAGUUACUCAAGUUCUGUCCCAUUCAAAUGUUAAAAUAAGUAAAGGUUUCUAUUCUUUUCUUUUUAAGGGACUUUAUUGUGUGGUACUCCGCAUGUAAGAAUUUUUAAUGUGGGCCGCACUGCUGACCAACCUACAGAAUUUCAGCUCAGCUCGUACUACACGUUUAAAGCAAAUGUUGAAAUACGAUGUGCUAAGAUAUGGACACAAAACAUGUCUUGGAUAAUAGCAAAUACGUCAAUGAACGAUUUCGAAGCCCUUGCCAAUGGGACUAUGGCGUCAUCAGGAUUCAACGACUGGACCCCUUCCAAGCAACAUGAAGAAUUCGCAAAUGUGGUUCAUACUUUGAUCUUCUAUUUCACGGUGGUCCAACAGGAGGAUAAUGUGACAAAAACUGCAUAUGAUCGGGGUUUUAUUCUCAUGCGCCUACCACCGCUGGUAGCAAUAAUCUCAGGUGAAACUGAAAUAACAAAAGGAGAUACGCAGACGAUCGUUCUUAAUGGAAGCGAAUCCUUUGAUCCCCAUGUUGGGCCAGGGCAUCAGGAAUUGCUUAUGUUUCAUUGGCUAUGUAGAAGAGCGGGUGAAGAAUUCCCAUCUGAGCACCCGCUUGAGAUAAAAGUCGUCUCCAGACCUUUGAACCCCCCUAAGCCAUCACGUGGAGGCUGUUUUGGAACAGGUGUCGGUAGAUUGGACUCCAACGAACCAUUGUUUGUGCUGAACGCCUCAGUAUUAGAAAGUUCAAAUGCAACCUACGUCUUCAAACUUAUCGUUACAAAAGACGUGAGAUCCGCAAGUGAUGAGAAGCUAGUUGAAGUCGUCAAGGGAAACCCUCCUGAAGUUUCAUUAAAGUCAGUAUGUUAUCAUUGUAUCAUAAUCAUUUAGUUGGUUGAAUUUAGAAGCGAAUUUUAGCGAUCACGUUUCUAGAGCACGAAACAUCGACCUUCAUUUUAAACGGUAAGUUCAAUUUUAAGCACCCAAGUUUGGCAAAGGCUCUCAACUUGAUCGUCAAAGGUAGAAAUUUACAACGUUUUUAUCCUAGCUCCUUUGCUUUCACUGUCAAUGAGGAUAUGGAGUUUCUGACGCACCAUCAGGGCCUUGAGUGCUUGCGAAAAAAGAUUGACUGCAGAAUUUUUUAAACAAGGAGUGUAAAAAUAGAGUGUAUACCUUUAGCUAUGUUAAAGCUUACAAUCAUUCCGUCUACAGUUUUGUUUUAAAUGACCGUUUAAAUGUCAUCUCAACUGCUCCGCUCACCAUAUCAGCCGAUUACAUGGGUUAUCAAUGCAACGAUGAUGUAGAGUAUCAAUGGAUUCUUUACCAGGAGAACAAAAACGCGGGAUGGUUGGAAGUCUUUAAUCAACCAGAGAGAACAAAAGUAUUUAAAAUCGAUCCAAAGAUUCUUGAAGACAAUACAAAAUAUCGACUCGAACUGACUGUGAUACUUAGGAACGACACUCCUUCCAAAAGCGUACAGGUUUUCAAGACUGCACUCCUUCCAAAAGAAGGCUCUUGCGUUGUAACACCCGACACUGGCGAAGCAGUGUAUACCCUAUUUGAACUGCUAUGCUUCGGAUGGUUUGCAAUUAACGAAACGUUCACAUACGAAAUUCAAAUCUCCGGGGAAGGCUCCAUAUACUAUAGCUAUUAUCACGGCCCUUCAGCCAAACAAAUGUUAGUUUUACCUCAAGGGAAUGCUUCUCAUGGAUAUUGGUCGAACGUCAAAGUCUUCGUAUUAAGAAGCAACGGGGCAACCACUGAGUUGGAUGUUCCUGUUAGGGUAGGAGAUUUGAAGAUAUUCUGCUGUAUUUUGUCACCGUUUAGUUGCAGUUUAAAUAUCUAAAUUUAAAUUUAUAAUGAUUCUUUUAUGAUCUUUAGGUGUGAUAAGUAUGGGAGAAAAGGGAAGGGUGGAAGGAACUGGGUUGUGAGUGAUCGCUAAAGAGAUUAGAGGAACCAUAACCUUAUGACAUGUUUAUUUGUUUACGUCAUUACUUUAACUCCCAGAAGUUAAAACGUGUGACAUCUCAUUAUAAUAUCUAUACAUUAUUCAGCGAACCAGCGAUGGGAAUACUAAAACGAAAUCGAGUCAGAAUAGUAAUUUUUGUGAACUAAACCUUGCAAGUUAGAUGUACAUUAAGGAGGAAUAACUAUAUUAAGAACAUUUGUAUCUUGCAGGUCACUCCGCCCAAAUCAAACGGCAGUAUGGAUCUCUUUGAGCUUCUGGUUAAAAACACAACUGCCUUUGAGGAUUAUCUCCUCUCAAUGGAGUCACAUAAGGCCUGGCAGCUAAUGACGGCUAUGUUGUUGACAACGGAGGCACAGGAGUUGGUCGAUGGUAGUAAUUCAGAAAAAUCGCUUCAACAAAGAAUUGCUGUAAGUGUUUAAAUCCUGAAUGAAGCAUGUAUGUCUUUAGAUAGUAAAGGAUAAGAACUUAAGGUUUCAAAAGAACGAGCCAAAGACGACCAGGGUAGUAAUUUGGAUAUUUUUCCUCUAUGGCGGAUAAGUUGUAGUUGUAGUUCACAUACUGUAGGAAGACAUAAUGGCCAGAUUGAAACCAUUGUGGAGUACGGUCAGAUGCCUGAUAGGGCUAAAUUAUUCUGUUACGGAAAGGAAAUUUCUUUCUUUUCUUUUUAUUAUGCUAAAUAGUGCUUAAUUGUACUUGUUCUUAAGCAAAGAGACGUAGCCCUUAGAAGACUUCAGAUAAACGAAUUUAAAGAUCUACCUGGUUUGGUGUUCAUCUCGGCUUUCUUGGCUUCAGCGGGGAGGAAUUUGCCGGAGUUGUCCUAUCUCAGUAAGGUAAUAUCAUGCUGAGUAAAGACACUUUAAUGAAUGUCCGUUUCAAAGUCUAAUCAUUUUCCUCACUGUCCCCAGAGAGUUCCUAUUAAUCAUCUUUCCCUGGUUAACAAAGACUAACACGGCUUGGCUUUGAGCCUUAUUGCGGUAAUUUUCUGUAGGACAAUAUGUACAGACCCUGAUAGGUUUCUGUACGCAGUACAAAAUGUACAUAUUACAUAAAAUGCUUUAUAUUAAAAAUUAUUCAUUCGCAUACGCUGUUUUAGAGUUAUCAAUUUAUUUUGAAAAAAUUUUCAUCGUUGAUGGGUAGUAAAAACCGCCUUGAUUGAAAGCUCUUAGUUAGGAAAUGAUGAACGGGACUUUCCACCAAUCAAAAGACACUAUCGCAUUUUCGGACUCGAGACUGAUUCAGUGGGCCGGUAAUUUAAACGAAGACCAGCCCAAACCACGGUGUUAUGCAAGCAGUGGGCCUCAGGUAUUCUCUCUAGAAUGUUGGUUUGAUUAAGCAAACCUCCAUUGCUAGGUUUCGCCUCCUCGAAAUUGUUCACAAAUAUAAAUGGUUAGGAAAUUGUCCGAAAUAUCUAGGUACUUAUUCGCCUAUUCAUUCUCUUACACUCUCUGUGGUGUAUAGUACCACAAAAUGUGUUCCUCAUCUCACCUUAAUUUUCUUUGUUAUCUUCUUUAGCUGUCUCCAGCUAUAUUUCCCAACCCGUCAUCCACCUAUUUUUCUUUCAUUGUUCUUAUGACGAGCGCUACAUCUUAGAGCCACAUAUCGUUAUUUUCCUUGAAACGUCCAACUUCCCAUGAAGCUGGCUAGGGGCUGAAACUUUUAAGUGAUCAGCGGGUGCUGCCAGGAAUUUUAUAAACAAAACAAAAUUAAUGUGCAUAAUAUAUCACGUUGAUUUGCAGAGGUAUCUGCCACAGAUUUUUGGAAAUAUGAGUGAUACUAUACUCCACGAAGCUAAUAAUUUGAAAGCAAAGGAUGAGCGAUAUAUUUCUCAAGGAGUAUAUAACAUGUUGUUUGGAACAGUGGAACUACUUAUGAUUUCCGCAGAGGAAGCUAAAAUAACUGAGGACAGUGGCCUCUCGGCAGCUAACCGAUCUAAGGUAGGUCGAAACGGAUCAAACCAAUUUUUCUUUUUCAGAGAGAAGCAGCGCUGCUAUAACACCAUAGAAUGGUGGGAACUGUCAGAUGCUAUCAGUAGCAAUGAAAUGAGCGGUAGGGUUUCGUACUAAGUUCAUCAAAAGCUUUUUUUAAAUUUCGUCUUCAUUGCCACAUUGAUGUGAACGACUCAAUAAAAUUCUAACCUCAAAUGGUAUCUGACGAUUUUCAAAUUUGCUCACCUAGGAAAAAGAAAUCGUCCUGAAAUCAAUCAACAUCAUCAGAACCUUGCUUAGGACUCUGACGACAAGAUCAGCGGUUUCGCAGUCACCGAAAAGUAUGCAGGUUUUGGGUUUAGAUUUCACGGCGGGUCGCGAGACCUUCUGUGGACUCGAGUCAAAAACUUUGAACGGGUCAGAGGGCCAGGGUUUUGUACUUCCACCCAAUAUGAAGAAAGCAUUUGGUGAGAUAGACUUAGAUUCAAUUGACUAUCAGGUGAGUUUUAUCUUUAGAUAGUGAUUUAUUUCCUUUGCUUUCCAUCUCAUUUCUUGUGCCUCCUACUUUUGGCUUCCACUCCAUCCCUUUGUUCUCUUCAUUCUCAUGUCUGUCCCUUUUUACGUUUCUUUUCUCCUUGCUAUUCUUCCAAUCCUUUCUUUAUGGCCGGCUGUUCCAUUUGAAAUUGAUUCUUUCCCUAUCAGUUUAUUCAUACCAAGUUCAAUCCAUAUCUGUGGCAUCAAACUCACCAGGAAGUGAAGUCGGAAAUACUGAGCCUUGAGUUUAGUGACGAUAAUGGAAAUGUAUUACCUGUCGGUGGGGAUGACAUCGACAUCGACAUCACAAUACCUCUAGAUUCUAGGAACGAGUCUUUAAAUAACUUUUUCAUUAGACCACUAACAAUGCGAUAUCAUAUUGUCACGCUCGAUGAAAUUUCUGAUUCUAUCAUCCUCGAAGUUAAACCAAUCAACCGAAGUUUAAUGAUGGUGGUGUAUGUUAAACAUGGAGGGCGUCCAACUUUGAGCGACUUUGACUUUUACGCUGUUAUACCUGAUUAUUCUUCUUGUCGUUAUGAUGCUCUCAAUGGUAACCUGGUCCUUAAAUGCGUCACAAGUCCAUACAGAGUCAUGUCCACUGGAGAUUUUAACCAGACGGGUCUAUACUAUGUCGGCGUGUUGUACAUUGAAAAGUCUCAGCUAAAUCACACCCGAACAAGACGUUCAUGCUUCGGAAGAAAGAGACAAAAAAGGGACUGUGUAGAGCCAAAGCCUCCUCCAGUGAGAGGAGUAGAGUACAAUAGAACAUUAACCUAUAAUCCCGCCACUGACCAGAACUACAGUGUCAAAGUUCAGAAAUACAGCUGUUAUUAUUUCUCCUUGACUCAGAACACGUGGAGUAAAGAUGGCUGCAAGGUUAGGAUGUUUGUCCGAGAAGAAAUAGAGCACUAAAUCAUUUAAUUGGCAUGUAUUCAUCUAUAAUUGAGCCUAAUCCCUAUUAACCUUUUAAAACCUAAGAGUGACUACCAUCAAAUUUCCCCCUUCAAUAUCACCCCUGAAUCAUACGUUAAGAUCUUGAAAAUAAAGGAAAUUAUCACAGACAAAAGAAGCUUUUGAUUCGUAAUAAAAUUCUCCUUUUCAACACCUUAGGAAAUGUAUAAAUAGCAGUAUGGAGAAUAUGCAUACCGAUCUUAGGGUGUAAAGGGUUGAUUUAAGACCAAUAUAAGACUCUUCUGGCGCAGAUUCUUACUCCUUAGGCUGUCUCUAUUUACAGUACUUUGACCAGACUGCCUUAUCAAUCCGCUAUAUUGGCACAGUUCUAAGAAGUGGAUACAUUUUCACCAGAAAGUAAUAUUAGAAUGGGAUACCGAGUAUGAUGCUAAAAAAAAAAAAAAAAAAAAAAAAAAAUUGCAAAAUUUCUCAACCUCCGGAUUAUUAGUCAUAACGAGGAGCAUUAUCCCCAGUUUAUUGUGUUUCUUACUGACGCUCCACCGGUGCAGCAUCAUGACAAACUCGGCAUCUCUCGGAACAUAAACCAUAGAAUGUUAUUUCUUGACUUCUUUAGGUCGGUGAUGAGACGAACGAACAACUACUUCACUGUAAAUGUAACCAUCUAACUGCGUUCGCCGGUGGUUUCCUCAUUGCUCCAAAUCCAAUAGACUUCGACAAAGUUUUCGUAGAAUUUACCAAGCUCGGUGAAACAGGAAAUUAUGUGGUACUGUCAACUGUGUGUGGCAUUUUUGGCGUCUAUGUGUUGGUAAUUAUCUGGGCGAGAAAAGCGGAUAUGUUAGAUGAUAGAAAGGUACGUUGACUUGUUGGUUAUGAAAUGUCUGAGAUGCUACAAGCGCACUGGUUGCUUAAAAGAACUUACCGUUUAUUGCAGUGGUAGACCCAUAGGAAAUUGAAAAAAAAUAUACUGCUUUUUCUUUUAAGAUUUAAAAAUGGAUUUUAUAAAAGCAAUAGACCGCACUUUCUAUUGGUUCACCAACGCAAUAAGUAUCUUGGGACUUUCGGAGGGCACUAAAAAAUUUUGUAAAUCACUCGCCACCUUAAGCACUUUAUAAACUUUUUUGGCGUUCACCUAACAUCCUGAGCAGCUUGAGUUAUUCCGCCGGUCAACCGAUAACAAGGGUGGUCUAUUACUCAUGUUUCGUGUCGAUACUAGAAACAUUCUUGGGAAUUCGAUGCACCUGCGCAUUCGAAGUCAUGUAAGGUACCAGAAAUCAGUAUUAUUUAUCUAAUCAGUUAUUCUAUGGGUUUCAUUGGAAUUGCCAAGAGAUAUGUAAUUGACCGUCGUCUAAUAGCAUGAUAAUAACUUUUUCUUGGCAGUUGGGUCCAACUGUGAAUAUAAAACACAACGAGAACAGCUCAUACAAGUAUGAUGUGACCAUAAUAACCGGAGUAUGGAGACAAGCUGGCACAUCGGCAAGCGUAUUUGCUAAAAUCUACGGAACUGAGAGUUCUACUAAGGAGGUUAACUUGACUGGCAACGCUCCACCUGGUAGAAAACUUUUUGCAAGAGGCAGCAUUGAUAGGUUCGUUCUUCACCUUGACAGUCAGCUCGGAAGUGUAUUUAAAGUUGAAAUGUGGCAUGACAACAGUGGAAAAAGUUCUUCUUGGUUCCUUGAUCAAGUUCAUAUUGUUGAAAGAAGUACAGGGGAAAAGUGGGAUUUCUUCUAUCAUAAUUGGCUGGCUCUUCACAAAGGGAAUGGAACCACUGCUGCGACUCUCAUGUCCCAUGAUAAUGGUCAGCACAGUCCUGGGUUUAAAAGUAUGUUUCACUCAAUGGCUUCAGCAGACCUGGCCGAUUACCACAUCUGGGCCUCCGUCGUUACCAGGCCACCACGGAAUUUCUUCACACGCGUUCAGCGUGCCUCUUGCUGCCUUUCUUUUCUGUAUUUGGCAAUGGUAUGUAACGCCAUGUUUUAUCUGGUAGUUGGCGGUUCCGAGGAUUUGAUCCAGAUAGGGCCAUUGCAAAUGUCCCUUCGGCAGCUAAUUAUUGGAAUUGAGAGUACACUGAUAGUUACACCAGUGAGUAUUAUCAUAACUGCAUUAUUCCGCUUCAGAAAGGCAAAAACGAACGGAGAGUGUGAAGACGGCGAUUCAAACAAUAAUUCUCCUGAAAUGUCCUCAGCAAAAAAUAACAAGAAACAAUUCUUACUUCCCCAUGUCUUUGUUUAUCCUGCCUGGUUUCUCUGCAUUGCAACAGCAGCGACGGCUGCCACGUUUACAGUAUUUUACAGCCUUCAAUGGGGUAAAGAAAUUGCUGAUCAAUGGUUAGCUUCUGUCUUGGUAUCUUGUGUCGAAGAUAUUUUCAUCUGGCAACCUUCUAAAGUCCUAGUAUUAGCUUUGUUAUUGAUUCUAAUUUUUAAAAGACCUAAGCCACCCGAUGAAAUUGAAAAUUGCGAUGGAACAUCCUUUGCAGAGGAGAUACGAGAGCAACGUGCCUAUGAAUUACGGAAGGCAAAAUUUUUUAGAUUUGCGCGACAAUUUUUGGCUUUUUUGGCCUUUUAUCUCUUUUUGAUGAUUGUAGCUUAUGGAGACAAGGAUUAUCAUAGGUACCUGAUGACUAAAGCCACGCGUGACGGUUUCGCCUAUUUCUACAAGGUUUGUGCAAAAAUAUGUCUUGAUGAUGGCGAAUUUUCGGAAAACUACUUUGCAUUCAUUUUUCACUUUGCCACAACAAAAAAUUAUCUAGUGAUGCUUCAACGCAUUGGCAGUGCCGAUGGUAGUCCGAACUGAAUUGAUCUACAGACACUAGGUUUACAAUUUUGCGGCAUGUCAAUCUCUGUAUGAAUAAACGAGGAUGACAGUAGGAAAGUGCCAAAAAGAGUAAGUCAGUUUGAAUGCCUGAGAGCAUGAUUUCAUAAUGGCAUAGGGUGGAAUUUUUGGGCAACUUGAAUUUAAAUAUCGUUCCAAAGGACUUCUUUUUCAAUGUCAGCCAUUUAAUUUCGCGAUGAAGUUUUACCCACUGAGAACUGAAUUUGAAAUCUAAGGACUCUCUCAUUUUUCCUCCUUCUUAAGGUACAAUUUAAUGAUAUAUGCUGUCAAUAUAGGUGAAGUUUAAAAUCCAGAUUUCCAAAAUGAUGAACGUCAACAACGUUAUUCUAUUCCUGAUUUACCAAACAUCAUUGCAUUUUUUGUCUUAUGUAGGUAAACACUGGUGACAAAAUGUGGGAUUACAUGCUGGGAAAGUUCAUCCAUGACUCUUAUGCCGGUGAGUGGUACAAUGGACAGUUUGAGCCGACGACAGAGUACAUUGGUAACAAAGCUUCCAUGCUCAUUGGAAUGCCUCGUCUUCGACAGUUGAGGAUAAAUGAAGGUAUUUGUCGUUUUCACGCUUUUCAUUAUGUUUGUAACGAAAGGAGUAGAAUGAUUUCUCACAGAGACUUAAAGUGAUAAAUUUGCGUAUGUCGAAAGUAGAAUUUGGUUGUGCAAUAAAAAUUACGAUAAUUUUUUAGUACUUGGUUAAUCUCGUAAGGUUUGAGUUUUAAUGUGUAAUCUCUGCUCGCUUUGUUUCAAAAAUAGAAUCAUGCACCGUUGUGAAAGAGCUUGAGGAUAUGAUUGAUAAAUGCUAUGACUUUUACUCGAUGUCAGAGGAGGAUACAACACGCCUUUAUCUUCCUCAUUGGAUUCACUUGUCAGAAUCACAGCUUAGCUGGAACAAUCUAUCACAACUUUGUCCAAAGCCUUGGCGUUAUUCAACUGCAGAGGAGCUCAAUAACUUUCCAUCGUGGGCACAACAUCACAUAUAUGGCGGUGGAGGGUACGUUCUCGAUUUGGGAUACGAUAAACCGACUGCUAUCCGUAUGAUGGAGGCUGUUAAAGACAAAGACUGGAUUGAUAGAAGAACAAGGGCAAUUCUGCUUGAAUUUCAAGUCCUAAACCUGAACACUAACUUAAUGAGCAUUAUCACGUACCAUUACGAAGUUCUUCCUUUCGGAUUUGGGCUUACUUACGAAAAGAUUGACACCAUAAAAUUGUUUAAUUUUCAAACUAUGGCCUACAGCUUUUACCUAAUGUGCCAGUUGAUAUUUAUAUUUAUGGUCUUAGUGUAUAUCACGAUACUUCUUAUAAGACUAUGUCGUAAAGGAGGUGCAUUUUUCAAGCGAAUAUGGAACUGGAUAGAUGUUGGUCAAAUUGUGAGUGCCUCGCUUGCAGUUGUGUUUUACGUUAUGAAAGUUAAGUUUAUGCAUGACAGUAUCCAAGAAGUGCGAAGGAAUCCAUUUGUGACAGUAAGCUUUCAGUUCGCAAUUUUUUGGACUGAAAUGGAACAUGCUGCUCUUUCAUUUGCUUUAUUCUUUGCCACGUUCAAAAUUCUGCAUUUCAUUCGACUUAAUCCGCAGGUACAAAUACUAGCGUGGUCGUUAGCCAUUGCAAAAAAUGACAUUUUUUCAAUAAGUGUUCUCUUCGGAUUACUAUUCAUUGCACAUGGGCAUUUUGCCUACAUGGUUUUUGGUGGCUCAGUGUUUUCAUUUUCAUCGUUUAUCCGCUCGUUCGCUUCUGAAUUUCAAUUAGCACUUGGGAACACCUUUCACGUUGUCCAACUCGAUGAUGUCAAUAGAAUCUUUGGUAAUCUUUUCACUGCCAGUUUUAUGGUCACACUUGCAAUUCUUCUGAUCAACAUUUUUGUGUCUAUUCUUGAUAUAAAUUUACACGAUGUAAAGGACGACGAAGAGAAACUUGAGGAAGCAUAUAGUAUGGGAGAAUUUAUCAAAACACUUCUAUUUGGCCUAGAUCGCCAGAAAGAGGAAGAUACUAAACUGUAA
Messenger RNA from Pocillopora meandrina, 31107 nucleotides. The record is from the annotation of a GenBank genome assembly. Lineage: Eukaryota; Metazoa; Cnidaria; Anthozoa; Scleractinia; Pocilloporidae.